Messenger RNA from Yamadazyma jaroonii, 750 nucleotides. The record is from the annotation of a GenBank genome assembly. NCBI's taxonomy places the organism in Eukaryota, Fungi, Ascomycota, Pichiomycetes, Serinales, Debaryomycetaceae.
AUGUCUAAAGAAACUGUAAAGGAAGAUAAACCUAAAACCUCCUCGGCUCCUCCAGCUUCUUUGAUUCCAGUUCAACCAACAGCUUUGAGUUCAAAGGAUAAAGUUACUGAAAGAUUAAUUGUAGUUUUAUCCCAAGCAUGUUUGGAAACUCAUAAAAUAUCGUCCGGUGGAUCUGGUGAUAAAUAUGCUUUAUUGAAUUGUGAUGACCAUCAAGGGUUAUUGAAGAAAAUGGGAAGAGAUAUUGCUGAAGCUAGACCUGAUAUAACCCAUCAAUGUUUAUUAACUUUAUUGGAUUCUCCUAUAAAUAAAGCGGGAAAGUUACAAGUAUAUAUUCAAACAGCCAGAGGGGUACUAAUUGAAGUCAAUCCAUCAGUAAGAAUCCCUAGAACCUUCAAAAGAUUCAGUGGUUUAAUGGUUCAAUUAUUACACAAAUUGAGUAUCAGAUCAGUCAAUUCUGAAGAGAAAUUAUUGAAAGUCAUCAAAAACCCUAUCACUGACCAUUUACCUACCAAAUGUAGAAAAAUCACAUUAUCGUUCGAUGCUGAGAUUAGGAGAGUUCAAGAUUAUGUUGAAACUUUAGAUGAAGAUGAGAGUAUCUGUGUAUUUGUUGGAGCUAUGGCCAGAGGUAAAGAUAACUUUGCUGAUGAAUUUGUUGAUGAAAAAAUCGGUCUUUCGAACUAUCCAUUAUCAGCAUCAGUUGCUUGUUCGAAAUUCUGUCAUGGAUGUGAAGAUGUCUGGAGCAUUUAUUAG